AUGGGUCGAAAGAAGAUUAAGAUGGAGCUUGUGAAAGACCCCAACACGAGGCAGGUCACAUUCUCCAAGCGUCGAACCGGCUUAUUCAAGAAAACAAAUGAGUUAUCCAUCAUGUGUGGAACAGAAAUUGCUGUUGUUGUAUUCUCCCCCGGGAACAAGCCUUACUCCUAUGGGCACCCAAGUGUGGAUGCUGUUGCGGCCAAGUAUCUUCAAAUAGAGCCCAAUUCUGAUGAUGAUGCCCAAGGUGGUAGCACUAGCAACCCCUCUGCUGACGUUUUUGACAUGGACCAACAGAAUCUAGAACUUGCUGAUGUGAUGGCCCAGAUUCGUGAGGAAGAAAAGAAGGCUAAGGUGCUUGCUGAGACCCUGAAAGAACAGCAAGUGACUAUACGCUCUGAGUAUCAAGACUUGAAUGAUUGUUAUGGAGAGCUCCAAGGUAUGGUGGAAAAGCGUCUCACUGAGUUUGAGAUAGCAGAACUUAUGGUCCUUCUUUCGGAAGGAAAAGUGGAAGGAAUGACUGUGGAAAACAAAGAUGAAAAGAAGAAAUAG
This is a messenger RNA of Lotus japonicus, 549 nucleotides long. Its product is annotated as agamous-like MADS-box protein AGL29. Gene Ontology annotation, molecular function: RNA polymerase II cis-regulatory region sequence-specific DNA binding; DNA-binding transcription factor activity, RNA polymerase II-specific; protein dimerization activity. Gene Ontology annotation, biological process: regulation of transcription by RNA polymerase II. The record is from RefSeq and is a predicted model, not a curated record. NCBI's taxonomy places the organism in Eukaryota, Viridiplantae, Streptophyta, Magnoliopsida, Fabales, Fabaceae. The transcript has a single exon. Bases 1 to 549 code for a protein of 182 amino acids.